Pomacea canaliculata is the source of this 1373-nucleotide messenger RNA. RefSeq names its product cerebellin-3-like. Gene Ontology annotation, molecular function: protein binding. The record is from RefSeq and is a predicted model, not a curated record. Bases 129 to 647 code for a protein of 172 amino acids. The transcript has 3 exons. Lineage: Eukaryota; Metazoa; Mollusca; Gastropoda; Architaenioglossa; Ampullariidae.
CACUGGCUAAUGGUGGUCUAGGGUAUAAAAAGGUUGACAUCUCUCCUCUUGUCCACCAAUGCUCUUGGCGGGACACCCCGGGACUGACAGCGUUCACCUGAAGUUUCAGCUGUCGACUAUACCUGACAAUGGCAGUCGCUCUACUGAUCCUCAUGGUGGCCAUGGCACCAACAGUGGAUUCAUUCAUCAAGCACUUUCCCGUCGGGGUCAGUCAACUUCAGUCUCAAAUCAACACACUCAAUUCGAAAAUUGCUCUCCUUGACCAGCGAGUGUUCUUCACGGCUACACUUCACUCCCAUCUGCUAACCGUUGGAGCCGGUCCCUUGGUGUUCAACCAUGUCCUGAUGAACACUGGCGGCGGUUACAGCCCUACCACCGGGGUCUUCACUGCACCUUGCCGAGGUCUCUACGUCUUCCUGGUCCAGAUGUUCACCAGAGGAAACGGCCAUGCAAACUGGGAUUUGUAUGUCAACGGACACAUGGUGCUGCGCGGGGAGUCACGUACUCACGAUAACGCCAGCAACGAGUACAUGUACCCGGUGACCCUACAGGCUGGAGACAGAGUCUGGGUCUACAGCCGUAAUUCAGUCUACAUCUAUGGAACUAACCAUAGCUUCUUCGGUGGCUGGCUCAUCAAGGCUCUUUAAACUGAAAACCUGUUAACUACGGCGACAAAGCAGUCUCGAAGUUUCAUUUUUUUGUCAUCUAAUAUUUAACCACUUUUGUGACAUCUAUUCUUCUUACUGUGGGAAACAGUAAGAUGUUCUGAGAUGAUUGUACAUCUCCAACAAAGGUGUCCAUUUUAAUGCUCUGAAAAAAAUAUGCACCAUUCUGUGAAAAGCAAAAUAUGUCAAGCAGCUUAACCUCAAUGUUUCUAACCAACCUUUGUUUUUCUCUAUCAGUAUCAAUGAACCUACAAUGAUCAUACUCUGAACAGUUACUGCAUUUUCACAUUAAGCAAUUGCAGGUGUGUGCAUAUUUCGCAUUAAAAUGUUUUAUUCCACUUCAAUGUUUUAUGUCCCAUCUGCUGCUUCGUUCGAAUGACUUGUAUCGCGAAAUUGUAGAUCAAAUGAUGUGAAACACAAAACAUUGUGGUAAGUGAACAUUAUAUUACUUGUCUAUUAUUAAAUUGCGAACAUUUAGCCAGCAUCAGAUAUGUUACAUUAUUUGUCUAUUAUUACAUUGAGAACAUUAAUCCAGCUUCAGAAAAAGUCAAGGCGGACAUCCCUGUAUGAGAAGCUGGACCCAAGUAGGUAGCCAGAUGAGAAAAUACAAACCUGUCAAAUGUUGACAAACAUCUCAAAGAUCUAAGAAACAUAAACAAAGAAGUGACGAAUCCCCCAGCCAACCUCCUUUCGUCAAUAAACAGUAGA